AGAAAUAAAAACAUAAACGGGAAUUCAAGUAGUCUUUUGCCAGAGCAUUGAACUGAGCUUCCACUAGUCCCAGUGUGAUGGGAACUCCUUACCCAAACCCCAUUUCUCCGGCCAAAACCCGCAUCGGCUGGAUUGGCAUCGGCGUUAUGGGCGCUGCCAUGGCCUCCCGCCUCCUCUCAGCUGGCUACUCCCUCACCGUCUACGCUCGCACUCCUUCAAAAGCCGCUCCCCUCCAAUCCCAGGGCGCCCACCUCGCCGACUCCCCAUUUCAACUCGCCCAACUCUCCGACGUCGUCUUCACCAUGGUGGGCCACCCCUCCGAUGUCCGAUCCAACUACCUCUCCCCCAACGCCCUUCUUUCCAGCCUCAAUCCCAAUUCCGUCACCGUCGACAUGACCAGCAGCCACCCGGCGCUCGCGCGUGAGAUUUUCGCCGCCUCACGCGCCAAACACUGCUGGUCUGUCGACGCGCCGGUAUCCGGCGGCGACAUCGGCGCCAGGGAAGGCAAGCUUGCCAUACUCGCCGGCGGGGAUGCCUCGGUGGUGACGUGGCUGGCGCCCUUGUUUGAGAUUAUGGGGAAGGUUACUUAUAUGGGUCCGGCUGGGUCCGGGCAGAGUUGUAAAAUUGCUAACCAGAUCACUGUGGGGGCCAAUUUGCUUGGAUUGAGUGAAGGGUUGGUGUUUGCGGAGCGGGCUGGGUUGGAUGUAAAGCGGUUUAUGGAGGCGGUGAGGGGCGGGGCGGCGGGGUCUAAAGUAAUGGAGUUGUUUGGGGAGAGGAUGAUUGAGAGGGACUUCAGGCCUGGUGGGUUUGCAGAGUAUAUGGUGAAGGAUAUGGGGAUGGGUGUGGAUGUUGUGGAGGAAGGUGAGGAUGGGAGAGUGGUAGUGUUGCCUGGUGCUGCAUUGUGCAAGCAGUUGUUUUCGGGUAUGGUGGCUAAUGGUGACGGUAAGCUUGGUACGCAAGGGCUUAUCACUGCUAUAGAGAGGCUCAAUGGAAAGUGA
Fragaria vesca subsp. vesca is the source of this 998-nucleotide messenger RNA. RefSeq names its product probable 3-hydroxyisobutyrate dehydrogenase-like 3, mitochondrial-like. Gene Ontology annotation, molecular function: NAD binding; NADP binding; oxidoreductase activity. The record is from RefSeq and is a predicted model, not a curated record. The coding region runs from base 78 to 998 and encodes 306 amino acids. Lineage: Eukaryota; Viridiplantae; Streptophyta; Magnoliopsida; Rosales; Rosaceae. The transcript has a single exon.